Messenger RNA from Dentiscutata erythropus, 3623 nucleotides. The record is from the annotation of a GenBank genome assembly. Lineage: Eukaryota; Fungi; Glomeromycota; Glomeromycetes; Diversisporales; Gigasporaceae.
AUGAAUUUUGGAAAUAAUUUACGCUUUUAUCUCAAUGGUACAGGUGUUGAAAUCGAUAAUCCUGAUCCAGAUACUACCUUACUUAAUUAUAUUCGGUCUAUUGGACUAACUGGAACAAAGCUAGGAUGCGGAGAGGGUGGUUGUGGCGCUUGCACCAUAAUGAUAUCUUCAUAUGAUAAAAUAUCCGACAAGAUAUCUCAUAUUUCUGCUAAUGCUUGUUUGACUCCAUUAUGUUCUGUUGAUGGUAAACAUAUCAUAACUAUCGAAGGAAUUGGAAAUGUUAAAAAUCCUCAUCCUAUUCAAGAACGUUUAGCUUUAUUGCAUGGUUCGCAAUGUGGAUUUUGCACUCCAGGAGUUGUAAUGUCACUUUAUAGUUUAUUACGUAAUAAUCCCAAUCCAUCUGAGGAAGAAGCCGAAGGAUGUUUUGAUGGUAAUCUUUGCAGAUGUACUGGUUAUCGCCCUAUAUUGGAUGCUGCAAAGACUUUUGCGAAUAACAUGUGUGUAGAGAGUAAUGGCUCCUAUGAACCUCAAGAGAAUGUAGGAUGUGGUAAAGCUGAUUGUUGUAAAUUGAACAACGUUGACACUACUUUCAACCAUAACUUUUCACAAAUAAAAUUCAAAAAAUAUGAUCCAACUCAAGAAUUAAUCUUUCCUCCAUCACUAAUGAAAUAUAUGUCGGAACCUUUACAUUUUUAUGGUAGCAAAACAAAAUGGUUCAAACCUGUUAAUUUGAAUCAACUAUUAUCCUUGAAAGCAGAAUAUCCGAACGCUACUCUAGUAUCCGGUAAUACUAGAAUUGCAUUCUUAGAAAAUCUUCAGCGAUUUGCUACUAAUCAAAUUCGCAAUGUUUCCACACUGGGUGGAAAUAUUAUCGCUAACUCUUCAACUUCUGACCUAAUUCCUCUACUUCUUUCAUCUAAAGCUAUAUUUUCACUUACUUCUUUACAAUCUACAUUACUAAAAAGUCGAUCUGUUCCAUCUGUAUCUUUUUGGACAGGAUAUAAGCAAGAUUGUAGAGAAAGUUCUGAAAUCUUAGAAAAGGUUUUUAUUCCAUGUUCGAAUUAUGGGCAAUAUAUUAGAGCUUAUAAACAGUCUAAAAGGUAUUAUGCCGAUAAUGCCAUCGUCAAUGCUGGGUUAUCAAUAUCAUUAGAUGAUAAUGCACAUGUGCAAGAUGCUAAAUUUUCUUUUGGAGGAAUGAGCGGAGUUGUCGUCAGAGCUCCAAAGUCUGAAAAUUUUAUUUUGGGUAAAAAGUGGGGUGAUGAAGAUGUGUUAAAACAGCUGAUUGAAAUAUUAUGCGAGGAAUUUCAAUUAAGUUUUUCUGUUACUGGUGGAAUGGCAACGUACCGUAAAACAUUAGUAGUUGGGUUUAUGAAUAAGUUUUGGUAUGACGUUACAAAAUCUGCAAACAUAGCAUCGAUUAGUCCUGAUAUAGAAAAUUGUAUUGGAGAAAUCAAACGUGGUGUUUCUAAAGGUAUUCAAACUAUAGGAAGGCCAGAAAAAGGUAAUAAAAUUGUUGGUAAACCAAUUUCUCACGCGUCUUCUAUGAAACAAACAACUGGUGAAGCGUUGUAUGUUGAUGACAUACCAAAGAUCAACGGAGAAUUGUAUGGAGCUUUAGUUACAUCACAGAAGGCCCAUGCUAAAAUAUUAAACAUUGAUACAAAUCAAGCAUUAAAUAUACCUGGAGUAAAAGGAUUUUUUUCAGCGAAGGAUGUACCUGGAAACAAUUCCUGGGGAGUUAUUAUACCAGAUGAAGAAGUUUUCGCAUCUAAAGAAGCAAUUGAACAAAAUAGCUUUUUCCCGAUGACUCCUCAACUUGCACGAGGAGAUGUAGAAAAGGGGUUUCAAGAUGCCGAUUAUAUAUUUGAAGGUGAAACUAGAUCAGGUGCUCAAGAACAUUUUUACAUGGAAACCAAUUCAGCAUUAGUAAUUCCAAAACAUGAAGAUGAUGAAUUCGAAGUUCAUUCAGGUACUCAAAAUCCCUCUUCAAUUCAAGAAAAAGUUGCUGGGGUACUCGGUAUCACAAACAAUAAGGUCGUAAGUCGGGUAAAAAGAGUGGGAGGAGCUUUUGGUGGAAAAGAAACAAAAGGUCCUUAUUUAGCACUGGCAUUAGCAGUUGGUGCUUGGCAUCUUAAAAAGCCUAUUAGGUGCAUGUUAGAACGUAAUGAAGAUAUUACUAUAACAGGACAAAGACAUCCUUUCUUGGGAAGAUGGAAAAUUGGUUUAAAUAAAGAUGGAAAAAUUUUAGCGUUGGACUCUAAGUUUUAUGCUAAUGCUGGAUGGUCAUUAGAUAUGUCUCCUGUUGUAGUUCGAGCUUGUAUAUUUAGCUCUGAUGGUUGUUAUUAUAUUCCGAACUUACAGUUUAUUGGAUAUCCUUGCAAGACCAAUAUUCAUUCAAACACAGCAUUUAGAGGAUUUGGAAAACCUCAAGCAAUAUUUAUUCUUGAAAGUAUGUUGAGUGAGGUUGCCGAACGUAUGGGUAUUGAUGUUAAUGAAUUGAGGGAGAAGAACUUAUACGUAGAAGGUCAAAAAACACCUUAUAACCAAACUUUGGAAAAUUGGUAUUUGCCCUCAGUCUAUCAACAAGUCAAAGAAACCAGUGAAUUUGAAAAACGAAGGAAAGAAAUUGCCGAAUUUAAUUCGAAUAAUAAAUGGCGUAAAAGAGGCUUGGCACUUAUACCAGCCAAUUUUGGUGUUACUUUUCCUGUAUUGCAUUUGAAUCAAGCUGGGGCUUUAGUACAUAUUUAUACUGAUGGGAGCGUUCUUAUAAGUCAUGGUGGCGUUGAGUUAGGACAAGGGCUUAACACAAAGAUGUUGCAGAUUGCUUCUGAAGCAUUAGAUACUGCCACAAACCUAAUCAUUAAUACAUCACCUACAGCCGGAAGUGUUGCUAGUGAUAUUAAUGGAUACGCUGUUCACAAUGCUUGUAAAAUUUUGGCUGAAAGAUUAAAACCAUAUCGAGAAAAAAUGCCAGACAAGAGUUUUGGAGAGAUUGUUAAAGAAGCAUACCUUGAUCGAGUAAACUUAUCAGCCAAUGGAUUUUACAAAACUCCUGAUGUCGGUUAUAAUUUAGAAAAAAAUGAAGGACAAAUGUACCUCUAUUAUACUACGGGAGCAGCAUGUACAGAGGUUGAGAUUGAUACAUUGACAGGUGACCAUAUAAUUUUAAGAACAGAUUUAUGCAUGGAUAUUGGUAGAAGUUUAAAUUAUGCGAUAGAUGUUGGACAAAUUGAGGGGGCUUUUGUGCAAGGUGGUGGAUGGUGUACCACUGAAGAAACAUUACACUUUCCAGAUGGACAUUUACUCACCAAAGGGCCUAAAAAUUAUAAGAUUCCUGGUGCUAGGGAUAUACCUCAAGAUUUCAGAGUAUAUACAUAUGAAGGUGCAAAAUCGUCUAAUUUAAAAACAAUUCAUAGUAGUAAAGGAGUUGGUGAGCCACCAUUACUUUUAGGAUGCACAGUAUUUUUUGCUAUAAGGGAUGCUAUUACAGCCGCAAGAAAAUGUAAUAACAACAAAACCCCAGUAGUUUUAAGGUUACCUGCAACACCCGAAAAGAUUCGAAUCGCUUGUGAUGAUGAGAUUGUGAGGAAGUGUAAGGUUGAGAAAAAAGAUGGUGAAAUUGC